Molecule: messenger RNA, 585 nt
Organism: Pipistrellus kuhlii (Kuhl's pipistrelle)
Lineage: Eukaryota; Metazoa; Chordata; Mammalia; Chiroptera; Vespertilionidae
Gene: APOC3
Product: apolipoprotein C3
Exons: 4
Coding region: 95-400 (101 amino acids)
Biological process (GO): lipoprotein metabolic process; triglyceride homeostasis; lipid transport
Cellular component (GO): extracellular region; intermediate-density lipoprotein particle; chylomicron
Molecular function (GO): lipase inhibitor activity; high-density lipoprotein particle receptor binding; phospholipid binding
Source: RefSeq, a predicted model, not a curated record
CCACUGUCCAGGGGACAAUAUAAAACGGGUCAGAACCUCUGCUCUGCCUGUUCAAUUCCUUCCCAGCAGCAGCCGCUCCAGGGACAAAGCCGUCAUGCAGCCCCGGGUCCUCCUUGUUGCUGCCCUCCUGGCGCUCCUGGCCUCUGCCCGAGCCGCGGAGCAGGACGAGGCCUCCCUCCUGGAUUUCAUGCAUGACUACGUGCAGCAGGCGAGCGAGACGGCCCAAGUCGCCCUGACCAGCGUGCAGGACUUCCCGGUGGCCCAGCAGGCCAGGGCCUGGAUGACAGACGGCAUCAGCUCCCUGAAGGACUACUGGAGCUCCCUCACGGGCAAGCUCUCCAGCCUCUGGGACCUGGCCCCCGAGGCCCCCGAGGCCACCGCAGCUCCCGCCGCCGUUUAAGCCACCCGAGACCUUAACGCCCCACGCCUGCCUGCCCAUCCACCCUGCCGGCUCCUUGGGUCCUGCGCCUCCAGGGCUGCCCCCAAGUUCCCUCCCAAGGGACAGCGUUCUCAGGGUCCUCCCCUCCCACCCCAGCCCGGCCCCAGCAUGCCGUCUUCCCAAUAAAGCUGCUGUGAGUGGGGCGU